CGACAAUUAAUUCAGUUGGAGCAAACUGAUCGUGAUAUACGGAAUGGAUUAUUAGAUCAUGAAACUGAAGUGGCAUAUUCCUCUGAUGAAGCGUGGUUAGAUGCGGCUGAUUCUGAUAUGGAUGAGUGAAGAAUUUGAUAAUAUGGUGGACGCUGUAAUGACUGAUAGUUAUUUGGCUGAAUCUGAUGGUCCCGAUCCUUAUGGUAUUGACAUUGAACGUAUGCUUCUUAACGGAAAUGAUAAUUAUUAUGGUCCAAGAUCAUUACUCUUGCCAACACUUCAUCCUGCUCCACCACCACUUCAAGAUUUCCAAGAUGCAUUGGAGGGGUUAAGUGAUGAAGAAUUCAAUGAAGUCGAACGUGAAUUACAGAGACGACAAAGAUUAAGACAAAGUGGUGAUUUGGUUGAUCGAUUCCAACGACAAACCCAAAUUCGACUGGACGUCAAUAAUAAUCCCGAAACCAAUAAUUCAAUCCCACGUCGUCCUACUAUUCGACGGAAUCAAACUCGACCAUUCCUUGCUCCUGGUAUUACUCGAUCAUCCGAUGCUCAAUUUAAUCGACUUUUAUUAUCAUCGGCUAGACAAAGUUAUCUUAAUCCAAAUCCAAAUCCUCGAUAUUCUAUUAAUGAUGUAUCAUAUCGUGCAUCUGCCUCGUCUUCUUCAUCUGCCGCUGCUUCUGGAAGUGGUGAGUCUGCAAGAUCUCGAGAUGAAAUUCGUCCUAUACCCUUACGUCGUCAAAAUGCUAUACGAUUAAGAAGUGCUAAUCCAUAUUUUGAUGAGCUUUCUAAAUCUGUUGUCAUUAACGAUUCUAGAGUAUUUGAUAAGAAAGAUAAGUCAGAUAAUAAAAGUAUCACCAAUAAUGAUAAUGAUAAUAAUAAUAAAGAUAAUGAUAAUAAUGAUUCUAAGGAUAAUAUUGAAGAGGAUGAUGAAAAAACUGAUUGUAGUUGGAAAUCAGAGAUUAAUCUUGAAGCUCGAAAAUUACAUCGGGAUAUGACAGAUUAUUUAAUUAGAAGUAAGAAUUUAAAAUCAUUCCGAAAUAGAGGUGGUAAAUCAUUAUUAUUCCCUCUUAGUGAAUUCGAACCAAAUUAUGCUUAUUUCUUCUUACCUUCGAGUCAUUCCUUAAGAAAUGAAGGUGCAACAUAUAAUCUAGAAUUGGAUAUGGAUGUUUAUUUAAAGAGAAGAAGAUUGGAUUUAUUGUGGUUGAAACUUGCUGAAGAUUGUAAACCAGAGCCAAGAUUUAAUGCAUGUGUCAGUUAUGGCAAACGGAAAUUUCCAAAACCUUUGAUACCAAAUGAAGGUGGUGUAUUAAAAAGGCAAAAGAUUGAUCAUAAUGGUAGUGAUGGAGAAGAAGUUGAGUUUUUAAAUGAUGACUUACCAAAGAAAGUCAAAUCAAAAAUUUACAAUCCAUCCAUGAAAUCAAAGAAAGGUCAUAAGAAGACACAUUUAUUAUUAUCAAGAGAAGAUAAAGAAAAAAUCAUGAAUGUUCAAUUUAGUUCGUAUUUCCAGUCAGGGGUAAGAUAUCGUAUUUUAUUGGAUCAUUAUAAACCAUCAAUUACAGAAUGUGAUUUGGUUUUCUCAAAUAUCGAUUAUGAACAAAACUCUAUUCAAGGUUGUUUUCAAUUUCAAGAUUUUAAUCCUAUGUCAAAUGAUCCAUAUUCAUCAUUAAGAAAACAAUUGGAAAUGUUUGCUAAAUAUUUUUGUGGAAUUGAAAAGGAUUUUUAUUGGAAUAAUUUCAUAAAGAGUGAUAAUAUUAGAAGAAAAUUGAAUAUCUUGGAUAAACUACUUAAGGAUAAAAAUGUUCAUCAAAGUAUAGCUAACAAUUGUCAAGUACAGAAAUUAAUUUCUAUACCGGUUGAAGGUGAAAUUAUCGAUUUUAAAACUCAUGACUUAAGAUUCCUUCCAAGUUUAAAGUUACCUGAUAAUAAAUCAUAUGCCAAUAGACAUAGUCGACAAUCAUCACAAUCACCAGCAAACAAGUUAAAAUCAAGUAGGGCUAGAGUCCAAGUUUUGGAAUGGAUGAAAUUGGAACCAUUUCAACAAUUCAAGCAAAGUUGUCUCUUAAGUUAUUUACAACUUGUGAGAAGGAAUUUAAUUCAUUUUUCAAAUUUAAAUAUUCCCGUAGUUGACCAAGGUGAUGCAAGAUAUUUACUUGAUUCAUUUGAAAAUAAUAUGAAUGAAAUUAAAGAAGAUUUCGCUUACAUUAAACAUCAACUAUCAAAUUCAAAAGGAUUGUUACCAGGAAAGACAAGUACUUCAUCAUCAGCUCCACCAACUCCACCCAUCGCAGUUUCUGGUCAAAUGUCUCGUGCCAGAGCGGCAUUACCUCCUCCACCACCUUCAAAAUUGAAAAAUUCUGAUGAUUGGGAAAAGACGUUGGCUCGUAAGUUAUGUGAACUGAUAACAGACGAUGAUUCCAUAAGUUUAUUAAAUGUUCAAUUGAAUUAUGUUUUAUUCACUUUGAAAGUUGAUGUUUCAAAGUAUUUGGAUAUUUGUAUUAAUUUCUUCUUGGAAAAUUGUCAUGAUGAUAAAAAAUCAUACAUUUCAAAAUAUAAAAUGGUUCAUGAUAAGAUUUUAAAGGAUGAACUGAAAGAAAAAGUGGUUGAUGAUAAUAAAUUCGCAACUUUAUUAUGUUCAAUUAAUCGUAAAUCAGGGUUAUUAGAGAUUCACAAUACUUUACCGUACUUACAUUAUAAGGAUAUCAAUCCUAAACAUUCAUCACAAGUAUUAUCAAGAGUGAUGGGAAUAGGAUCAUCAGGAAGAGUUCAAUCGGAUUUUGAAAUGUUCUCUCUUGCAGAUCGUGAAGGUUUACCUCGAAGUUUUGGUGAUCUUCCAAAAGAUCUUAAUCAUCAUCUUCCUGCUAAGUCAAGUAAAUUAACAGGGACAUUAAAACGAGAUUAUUCUUCUCAUGAAGUUGGUAGUGGACAUUCUUCAUUUCAAAUGGUUUAAUAGGUACAUUAUAUAGGGUUGUUACAUAUACAUAAAAAAUAAUAAAAAUGGGUAUAUAUUAAUUUUAAUUCGUAUUUACAUGAUAUACAUCUGUAAUGUAUGCUUUCCUAAAUUAUAGCUGUCAUUACCAAAAUCCCCAACCGCCCUUACCGUCUAUUUUAUCUUGCCUCUUCUUAUUAAAGAAAUCCUUUCUACUUUCUUCACAUGGAUCAUAAAACUUUGAUGGUUCUUUCAUGGUCCAUCUAUACUUGUGUCGAUGGUUUUCUGGAUUAUCUGGAUAGAAUUUAAAAUUCUCUACUCCACCUUUGGUGAAAUCAACUUUAUCGACACUGGUUUCAACUGUAUCUG
This is a messenger RNA of Scheffersomyces coipomensis, 3295 nucleotides long. RefSeq lists its product as uncharacterized. Lineage: Eukaryota; Fungi; Ascomycota; Pichiomycetes; Serinales; Debaryomycetaceae. Bases 101 to 2947 code for a protein of 948 amino acids. The transcript has 3 exons. The record is from RefSeq and is a predicted model, not a curated record.